AUGGCACCAAGGGUAUGCGAUGGUGCAAUAAUUAUCCUGGAUAUUGGAAAGAACGUCUCCCAAAAAGAAGAAAAAGACGAGAAGAGUUUCUUCAUUGAAGCAAGGGAAUUUGUCAGCCGAUUAAUCGAACGAAAAAUUCUGAGUCAGGGGAAGAACCUCGUUGGGUUACUACUGCUGGGGUCUAAGAAAACUCACAAUAGAAUGGCAGAAGAGUGUGAUGAUGCUUUUCGCCACUUAGAUAUGAUAUUAGAACUGCAAGAACCAACAUGGGAAAUGAUACGAAAUUUACCUGAAACACCAUCUAAAUCUAGAGGAGAUUGGAUUGAAGCAUUAAUAGUAGCAGCUGACCAUUUUAAAAAUGGUAUCAGUGGCAUUAAAUUUACCUCCAAGAAAAUCAUAUUGGUUACAAAUUUCAUGUCAGCGACCUGCCUUGAUGGUAGUGACAUUGAGCAGGUGAUGAAUGGUUUCAAGGAGGACGACUUUGAAUUGGAUGUUAUUGGUCCUGAUCUCUCAGACAACUCACUGAAGGGAGAAGAUAUUGAAAUGGCAAAAAAAUUUAUUGAAACAACUAAUGGGGCUACAGCAUCUUUUAAAGAUGCUAUGAGAUAUCUGCUCUUUCAUAAAAAGAAAGUAGUGAAUUCAAUGCCAUGGAAUGUGGACUUGUCAAUUGGACCCAACAUCAAAAUACCAGUUUCAUCAUAUAUUAGACUGAAAGAUGAACCUGCAGUCAAUAAAUGGAUGAAGGCAGUGAAAGAUCCUGUUACCCUUACGUCAAGUACCACAGAGGCUAUCAUUAAAAACAAAAUACACAUGAAUACUGAAAACCAAACAGUAGUUAAUCAUGACGCUGUUAUAUCUGGUUACCAUUAUGGGCAGCAAAUUAUUCCUUUUACAGAGUGUGAUAAGUCUUUGCUGUACAAUUCUGGAGAAAAAUGCUUGUCGCUAUACGGAUUCACACACUCUUCAAACAUUAGCUGGCAAAAUUUACGUGGUGAUGGUUUGUCUUAUGUUUUUGGAAGAAAAGGAGAUAAAAAAGCUCAACACACUAUAAGAUGUCUUGUUGAAUGCCUCCAUGAGAUGAAUCUUGUUGGUCUAGUACGUAGAGUAUAUAACAAAGGCUGUGCACCUAAAAUGUAUGCACUUAUGCCUGUGAUAGACAAUGAUAAUUAUAUAUGCCUAUCUAUGGCAGAGGUGUGUUAUAGUGAUGAAAUAAAGUAUAUGACAUUCCCUAGCACUAACCUCAAGAGAUUUGAAUGCUCCGAUGAAGAAGUAAAUGCUUUUAAAGAUUUAAUUGGUGCAAUGGAUUUAACUAAAGCUUAUGAUGACACAUUUGAUGAUACUGAGGCAUUCCCCAUUGCAGAAACUGUGAGUCCAGCUGUCCAAUAUGUCUUAGACUGCAUUGCCUUUAGAGCUAUGAAUCCAGGUAAACCUCUGCCAAAACCUAGGGAUGACAUAAUGAUGCUUUUCAAAGUACCUCCAUUAGUUGAAAAAAGAUCUAGGGAGCCAUUGGAAAAGUUAAAAAAUAUGUUUUCUUUGGUCAAAAUUCAAAAGAAAAGAAAACAGGAAGUCAAGCAUACUGUUACUGAAGAUAAAACUGCUCAAAAUGAUGAAAAACCAAAUGGUCAUGUAUUAGAAGACAAGAUACCUUUAAUUAAGCUUCCAGUUGCAAACCCUACUCUUGUUACAAAAAUUGGAACAAAUACUCCAGUAGAUGACUUCAAAACACUUGUUGAUAAUGGCAAAACUUUAACAGAUUUAUCAAUAGGAAUGACAGAUGCAAUAGAGAAUCUUGUGUAUUGUAAUUUGGAUGGCACAUACAGUAAAGCUUUAACAACUAUGAAAUUUUUUAGAGCAGAAUGUGUGAAGGCAGAUCCUACUCCUUAUAAUGAUUGGAUAAUUAAAUUUAAAAAAACUCUUAAUGAGCGUAAAAUUGAGGAUGUUAUAGCCUUGAUAUGUAGCAAUCAGUUAGAUCUUAUUCUGAAGGAAGAAAAUAAUUUGAGCACUUACGACAAUCUAAAUAGUUGUGAGAGUCAACUGUAUGAGAAUGAUACUGUACCUGAUGGUACUGAAUUAACUAUAGACCAGGAAAUAAAUGAUUUGUUUGAUGAAAUGUGA
Chilo suppressalis (striped riceborer) is the source of this 2115-nucleotide messenger RNA. Lineage: Eukaryota; Metazoa; Arthropoda; Insecta; Lepidoptera; Crambidae. The record is from the annotation of a GenBank genome assembly.